Molecule: messenger RNA, 1245 nt
Organism: Epithele typhae
Lineage: Eukaryota; Fungi; Basidiomycota; Agaricomycetes; Polyporales; Epitheliaceae
Exons: 7
Coding region: 1-1245 (414 amino acids)
Molecular function (GO): protein binding
Source: RefSeq, a predicted model, not a curated record
AUGUACUUCUCCACGGGUUUCAUCGUUUCCCUUGUCGCGGCGUCGAGCCUGGUGUCGGCCGUCCCGCUGCAGCGCCGGAAGACGGAGAUCAUGAGCUUUGCGAGCUCCUCCACCCGGCUUGACACGUCUGGCGCUGUUUACUUUAUAACCAACGAGGGUGACAACAACCAGAUUGUGGCCGCCAGCAUCAACACCGAUGGUACCGUCAACCUUGAUCGCGCGACCACCACUGACGGCAAUGGCGGCCAUGGUAACGCGAACGGCCCUGAUGCGCUCUUCUCGCAAGGCUCCGUCAAGGCGUCCUCGAAGGGGAAGGUCCUGGCUACAGUCAACGCCGGCUCGAACACGCUCUCCCUUUUCUCGAUUGACGCAGCGGACCCCACGAAAAUCGACUCUAUCAGCAACCCGAUCUCGUCGGGCGGUGAGUUCCCCGUCUCGCUCGCGUUCAACAAGAACGGCGACCGCCUCUGCACUCUCAACGGUGGUGCGGUCAACGGCGUUGCCUGCUUCGAUGUCGACUCAAAGAAGGGCCUCCAGCCAAUCGCCAACUCCGUCCGCUCCCUCAACCUCAAGCUGACCACGCCCCCGAGCGGCCCCGCGGACACCGUCUCGCACAUCCUCUUCUCCGAGGACGAGAAGCAGGUGAUCGCCUCUGUCAAGGGUUCCUCCGCCAACAAGCCCGGCUUCCUCGCCGUGUGGGACGUCGCCAACGACGGCUCGCUCUCCGAGAACUUCAAGAAGAUCGACCCGCCCUCCGGCGGAGGCCUGCCCUUCGGCAUGUCGAUCAUCCCCGGGCAGAACGCGGUGCUCGUUGCGGACCCCGCGGUCGGCUUCACGAUCAUCGACCUCCAGGGGAACAAGAGCAGCGCGGUCAAGGUCGACGGCCAGUCCGCGGUCUGCUGGACCGCGCGCUCGAGCAAGACAGGCAACUUCUACCUCACCGACAUCGGCACCGCGAUCGUCACCGAGGUGAACGUGGACAACAACCUGAAGGGGACGGUCGUAAAGCAGUACCAGCAGACGAAGGGCUCCGCGACGCUCGACGACGACGUCGCGAGCAUCAACGGGGACGACUUCCUCUACGUCCUCGGCGCGAACGCGACCGAGGUCCAGACGCUCUCCAUCCAGAAGGCGGGCCAGGGCAAGAACCUCGACCAGCUCGACGUCUCGGGGCCCUUCAAGGCCUCGAACAUCAACUUCAGCCGGAACAACCUCCAGGGCAUGACCACCUUCGUCACCCAGUGA